Molecule: messenger RNA, 612 nt
Organism: Salvelinus sp. IW2-2015
Lineage: Eukaryota; Metazoa; Chordata; Actinopteri; Salmoniformes; Salmonidae
Source: RefSeq, a predicted model, not a curated record
UUGAGAGAGGGAGAGAAGGGAGGUAGAGAGAAAAAGCAGACGGGCUGCUGAAAAUGGAGAGCACACGGAGAAAGGUGAUCGGAGAUUAUUCAAGAGCAUGUCAAAAUAGGAAGACCACAACAGUUACACUAAACUCAAAAUAGGGAAGAACUCCACCGCAUAGACCCUUUUAGAAGAAGGAUCCAGCCUGCGAAAACAACAUUUAGCUGUUUGAUUUCAGCGCAAGAUCAAGUCAGUAAAAGAGAGAAGGUGUUUCUCAGUAUGAGUCGAGAUGGGCGGAGGAAGAGGGACAGGGAUGACAACGGUUGGGCUUCCAGGGGUGGCUACAUGGCUGCUAAGGUGUCCAAGCUGGAUGAGCAGUUUAAGAUGGACGCCCCCAGAGAGAAACAGAAAGAUGGAGCCUGCUCUAGCAUCUUCACUGGGGUGGCCAUCUAUGUCAACGGAUACACAGACCCCAGUGCAGACGAGCUGCGCAGGCUGAUGAUGCUGCAUGGGGUCAGUUUCACAUGUACUAUUCCCGCUCCAAGACAACCCACAUAAUCGCCACCAACCUGCCCAACAGCAAAUACAGGAGCUGAGGGACCAGAAGGUGGUCCGGCCGGAGGUGAUCAC